Molecule: messenger RNA, 1555 nt
Organism: Acomys russatus (golden spiny mouse)
Lineage: Eukaryota; Metazoa; Chordata; Mammalia; Rodentia; Muridae
Product: keratin, type I cuticular Ha1
Exons: 7
Coding region: 86-1336 (416 amino acids)
Molecular function (GO): structural molecule activity
Source: RefSeq, a predicted model, not a curated record
CCGGAGGACAGGGACCCAGAGCUCUGAGGCUUGGAGAACUCACAUCGUGUCUUCUUCAGCCAGGCACCUCACUCCCUCCAGCACCAUGCCAUACAACUGCUGCCUGCCCACCAUGAGCUGCCGCACCAGCUGUUCCUCCAGGCCCUGCGUGCCCCCCAGCUGCCACGGCUGCACCCUGCCCGGGGCCUGCAACAUCCCCGCCAAUGUGGGCAACUGCAAUUGGUUCUGCGAGGGCUCCUUCAACGGCAGCGAGAAGGAGACCAUGCAGUUCCUGAAUGACCGCCUGGCCUCCUACAUGGAGAAGGUGAGGCAGCUGGAGCAAGAGAACGCGGAGCUGGAGUGUAGGAUCCAGGAGAGGAACCAGCAGCAGGAGCCCCUGCUGUGUCCUGCCUACCAGGCCUACUUCAGGACCAUUGAGGAGCUGCAGCAGAAGAUCCUGUGCAGCAAGUCUGAGAACGCCAGGCUGGUGGUGCAGAUAGAUAAUGCCAAGCUGGCUGCAGAUGACUUCAGGACCAAGUUCGAGACGGAGCUGUCCAUGAGGCAGCUGGUGGAGUCAGACAUCAACGGCCUGCGCAGGAUCCUGGACGAGCUGACCCUCUGCAAGUCCGACCUGGAGGCGCAGGUGGAGUCCCUGAAGGAGGAGCUGCUGUGUCUCAAGAGGAACCAUGAGGAGGAAGUCAACACCCUGCGCUGCCAGCUUGGAGACCGCCUCAACAUCGAGGUGGAUGCUGCUCCCACUGUGGACCUCAACCGUGUGCUCAACGAGACCAGGUGUCAGUACGAGGCCCUGGUGGAGACCAACCGCCGGGAGGUGGAGGAAUGGUUCACCACACAGACCGAGGAGCUGAACAAGCAGGUGGUGUCCAGCUCAGAGCAGCUGCAGUCCUGCCAGGCGGAGAUCAUCGAGCUGAGGCGCACAGUCAACUCCCUGGAGAUCGAGCUGCAGGCCCAGCACAGUAUGAGAAACGCCCUGGAGAACACGCUGACAGAGAGCGAGGCUCGCUACAGCUCCCAGCUGUCCCAGGUGCAGUGCAUGAUCACCAAUGUGGAGUCUCAGCUUAGUGAGAUCCGGUCUGACCUGGAGCGUCAGAACCAGGAGUACCAGGUGCUGCUGGACAUCCAGGCCCGGCUGGAGUGCGAGAUCAACGCGUACCGGGGUCUGCUGGAGAGCGAGGACUGCAAGUUACCCUGCAACCCCUGUGCCACAACCAACGCGUGCGGCAAGCCCAUCGGACCCUGCGUCUCCAAUCCCUGCACACCCUGCCCACCCCCUGCCCCUUGCCCACCAUGUGUCCCCCGUCCCCGCUGUGGGCCAUGCAACUCCUUCGUACGCUAGAACCCAGGGUUUUGCCAAAAGAGCAAGGACACAGGGCUUAACGCUCCAGAGCUCUGACCUGGUUCUGGUUCAUUCCACAGACCAGGCAUAAAGACCACAAAUUGAAUGGUCAGAGGACCCCUGGGUUGACAGCCCCAGAAACCAUGCCUUCAGCUAGUGAGCCCUUCGCCAGAUCAUUUCCUGCCUGCCUUUUCCCCUUCAGAAGCACCUGAUUCUCUU